This is a messenger RNA of Rhinocladiella mackenziei CBS 650.93, 1221 nucleotides long. RefSeq lists its product as uncharacterized. Gene Ontology annotation, molecular function: hydrolase activity, acting on ester bonds. The transcript has a single exon. The record is from RefSeq and is a predicted model, not a curated record. NCBI's taxonomy places the organism in Eukaryota, Fungi, Ascomycota, Eurotiomycetes, Chaetothyriales, Herpotrichiellaceae. Gene Ontology annotation, biological process: phospholipid catabolic process. The coding region runs from base 1 to 1221 and encodes 406 amino acids.
AUGUCGACCAUCACUGUCCUGCUCCUCGCUGCCAGCCAACUGGUGACAGCGGUUCCACAAUCAUAUGCUUCACCCCCACCGAUCUCAACCAUUGAGCCUUCCCUCACUCAGAUCGAAGAGACAGCUGCGACUGCCACCCCCAUUUCUCCAGUCAGCCAUGUCAAGGGUUUGGCUUUCAACCGAUUCUACCAGAUCUGGUUGGAGAACAUCGACUAUUCCUCUGCCGCGGGAGAUGCCAACCAAGAGGCGCUCGCUCAGAUGGGCAUUACCUUGACCAACUAUUACGCAGUCACUCACCCUUCUGAGCCCAACUACUGCGCCGCAGCGGGUGGGGACCACUUUGGCAUGGACAACGAUGACUUCCACGCCAUCCCUGCCAACGUCUCUACGGUUGUCGAUCUUCUCGACACCAAGGGUAUUUCCUGGGCGGAGUACCAAGAAGAUAUCCCAUACCCUGGAUUCCAGGGCUUCAACUACUCCAACCAGGAGACCUACGCCAAUGACUACGUUCGCAAACACAAUCCCCUGAUUCUAUUCAAGUCCAUUACCAACAACGCCACUCGUCUCAAGAUGAUCAAAGGAUUCAAUGCAUUCGAGGAUGAUCUCAAGAACAAGCGUCUGCCUCAAUGGGCCUUUAUUACUCCCAACAUGACCAACGAUGCUCACGACACCAACAUCACCUUCGGAGCGCAAUGGGAGUGGGAUUGGCUCCAGCCACUCUUGAAAAAUGAAUAUUUCAUGAACGACACUUUGGUCCUGUUGAGCUUCGACGAGAACGAGAACUAUCCGGUUCCAAACAAGAUCUUCUCCAUCCUAAUCGGUGGCGCCGUUCCUCAGCACUUGCGAGGAUCCACCGACGAAACCUUUUACAACCACUACUCGACCAUUGCCUCCGUCUCGCAGAACUGGGGUCUCCCAUCCCUCGGACGUUGGGACUGUCACGCCAAUGUCUUCGAGUUGGUCGCCAACAAGACCGGCUACAAGAACCAGAAGAUUCAAACCGCCGGCAUGUACUUUAACGAAUCGUACCCUGGCCCCCUGUCAGAUGACGCCUAUGUCCCUGACUGGCCAAUCCCAACGAACGCUUCCACUUGCGCUCAUGGCAAGGGCGUCUUGAAACAUGUCGUGAACACAUACAAGGGCAUGGCUGCGACACUGAACUAUACUGCUCCCUAUCCCUAUGACGCCUUGACCGGCAAUAACGUGCCUGCCAACAGUUGA